This is a messenger RNA of Colias croceus (clouded yellow), 3437 nucleotides long. It is a transcript of the gene L, whose product is annotated as zinc finger protein 423-like. Gene Ontology annotation, molecular function: DNA-binding transcription factor activity, RNA polymerase II-specific; RNA polymerase II transcription regulatory region sequence-specific DNA binding. Gene Ontology annotation, biological process: regulation of transcription by RNA polymerase II. The record is from RefSeq and is a predicted model, not a curated record. The transcript has 8 exons. Bases 277 to 2988 code for a protein of 903 amino acids. NCBI's taxonomy places the organism in Eukaryota, Metazoa, Arthropoda, Insecta, Lepidoptera, Pieridae. Gene Ontology annotation, cellular component: nucleus.
GAGUAUAAAGGUGCAACGCUCACUAAUUACUCGGUCAAUAGCAGUCACCUAAAUAAUUGGCGGAAAGGAACCGUACUAAAGCAGAAACGGGCACCCCAUCAAUUAGUGCCACCUGUCGGACACGCGCCACGCAUUAAUUCGCACUUGCAAUAUAUUUGCCCUCAAAAAACUUCAAAAUAACUGGCAUCAGUGCACCUGCGGCAAACUCUUGACGGAUACACUUAAAUGUUCACAAAAAGGAUUCAGGUGUAGCCCCGCUCGCAGGGUGCUGGCGCUAUGAUCAUGUUAUUCAAAGGCAAUAGCAGCAGAUUGGAGCAUUUGAUAGAGAAAAUACAAGCUAAUAAAGAAAAUCACGACGUCUCCUCGGAAGAUAUAAAGGAGGCACUGGGCAGCGUGGGCAGCACGGCGGGCAGCUCCUGGCCCUCUUCCACGCCGGAACCCUCGCCGUCUCCCGCCUCCACACCAACGUCAGCUGACGCGGUAGACCCGGAGGUGGAGGGCGAGCCGCCCUUCACGCUCGGCGCUACGGAACACACCCCCUAUCAGUGCCAGUUCUGUGAUAAAGCCUUCCCAAGGCUUUCUUACUUGAAGAAACAUGAACAGACUCAUUCAGAUCAAAUGCCGUUUCGUUGCGAAUUCUGUUCGAGAUUAUUCAAACACAAGAGAUCUCGUGACCGCCACGUCAAACUGCACACUGGCGAUAGAAAAUACCGAUGCGCACACUGCGAAUCAGCGUUCUCCCGCAGCGACCAUUUAAAAAUCCACAUGAAGACGCACGACAACCAGAAGCCGUUCCAAUGUACGGUAUGCAACCGUGGAUACAACACUGCAGCAGCGCUCACAUCCCACAUGCAAGGUCAUAAGCGAGAUCGUGAUGGGCGCGAGGUCGACAGACGAAGAGCUUUGCGAUGUGUCCGCUGCGGAGAGAGCUUUCGGCGACCUGAUAUGCUGCAGGCACAUAUGACAACAGCUCAUGGCGCUAUGACUCCACCUCGUCGCGUCGCCUCUCAACCACCGCCUACACUUCUCGCGUGUAUUUAUUGUACUCGUGAUACAUUCACUAGCAUGGAACAAUUGCAGCUUCAUGUGAGAGCAUCACAUUCGGCCCUAUUAAAUGGCGAAGGACCAACAGUUACUGUAGAACAACCGACUCCAACGGAUUUAAGCCGUCGCGGAUCAGAAGGAACACCUCCAGUGAAACGGCCUAGAUCAAGUUCAGGAUCAGCUACACCUCAGACAGUUCUAUCACCGAGUACGUUGCUAUGCAAUCAGUGUGAUGCGGCUCUACCAGAUUUUGAAGCUUUCCGAGCACAUUUGAAAGGUCACCUUGAAGAGGGUGGAAACUUGGCACAAACAAGUCCAACUCCCUGCUUACAUUGCGGAGCGACAUUCACAGAUCCGGUCGCCUCCGAACGUCACCUAGCAGCACAUUAUUUGGCAGUGUCAUGUGAAUACACAUGUCACAGUUGCGCUCGAAGUUUUUCCUCGCCUGAUGACCUUCAAAAGCACCUUUUCGAUCAACAUGCAAAUAGCCUGUACCGUUGCACACUUUGCAAAGAGAUUUUCGAAUCAAAAGUUGCAAUCCAGGUCCAUUUCGCCGUAGCACACAGCGGUGAGAACAAAAUCUGGGUGUGUCGUUCCUGUGGCUCCAACGGGGGUGCGUUACGUUCUGAAGCGGAGUGCACUGCGCAUGUACGCAACCGGCACGCAGCUGCGCGAUGCGCGUGCGGUGCGGUGGUGGCCGGCGCAAGAGCUCUGCGGGAACACGCGGCUGCGCACCAUAGCUAUAGGUGUCCAGUCCCUGCGUGUACUGAUACCUUCGCGGUACAAUACUUGCUAGAGCGGCACAUGCAAGUCCAUCAUACUAUUCCGCAGGACGUCAACGGAGACAUACCUCGGGCCAAACAAUCGGAAAACAACAACGCUAUAGAAAACGAUUGUUCGCCGUGUCUCACCGGCGAGAACCAAACAGAGGAGCGUAGACGCAAAAACGGUGCGGUUGCGUUGCAGUGCGCGUACUGCGGCGAGCGCACCCGCAGCCGCGCUGAACUGGAGGCACAUACACGCGCUCACUCGGGCAAUACGGCUGCAAGGCAUAAGUGCCUUAUAUGUGACGAAGUAUUGCCGUCCGCGGCUGUGCUCGCGGAACACAAGCUUACACAUUGCAAGGUAGUCGCUGGAGACACAUGCGCGCGAUGUCGCUCGCGGCUAACAUCAGAAGAAGCGUACCUAACGCAUAUGGCGCGUCACCACCCCGCCCUCCCUGCGCCUUGUAUCAUUUGUCGACAAACUUUGGCUUCAGAAGCUGAAGCUCGACUUCACGCAAGGUUCCAUCUCCGACCUAAUGAGGAUGAGCAGCGUUGUGCUAUUUGUUUAAAAACCUUAUCAGAGAGUGAAACCGGUGAAGGCGUUCGCGCAUGUUCUUCGUGUUAUGCGAGACAUGCAGCGCCGCGUCCUCCCCCGCCGCCCACCGCAGACAAUGAUUGCAGACUAUGUCGGCGUUCCCUGGAAUCGCCAACUCGACUGCAGACGCAUCUCAUAGAACACACUUUCGCUGGCAUCGGCUCCUUCAGUUGCUACUUGUGUUCUGCCGUAUUCACGAGCGCCGCUGGCUUGCAACGUCACUUACCCGAACAUCCCGCUGCUUCGCGACCUUAUGACUGUGCUCGUUGCGGCCUCAAGUUCUUCUUUAGAGCGGAACUAGAUAAUCAUGCGUUAAUUCACUUAGAAGAAGCCGAAUUAGCUCAAAGAGCGUUCUAUGAAGCUUACGCUAGAGGAGCUGCUUCGGCUUGGGCUGCGUUGCAAUCUGAUCCGUCUCCAAAUACCACUACGGCUCCGCCACCAGAAGUUCAAGUGAAACAAGAGAAUGAAAUCAAAGAAGAGAGAAACGACGAAUAUAUUGAAGUAUCGUCGCCACCUCCUGUGCGGCCAAGGUCAUCCACACCUGUACCUCCCGUUGUGAAACAAGAGAAGCCAGAUGAAGAUUAAAGUUUAGACGUUUGUUGAGUGCACCAAGUGUAUUUUGGCCAAAACUAUAUGACAAUAAAGUAGCAUUCCGUGGAAAAGUAAUAAUAAAAAAUCACUUCGUCAAUGGUUAAAUUAGUGUAUGUCAAGAACAAUAUCGUCCUACGCGGGUAACAUCCCGCAAUGCAAUACUAGAUAACGUCCUGAGCAAUGUUAUAGGUAAAUAUAAGUUUGUUGAAUGUUAAUUCUUAGUUAAAUUUUGUUAAUAUGCUGCGUUUAGAACGCUAUUCCAUGUAUGUAUAGAACGCUACGUAAGUAGGUAUGUAUAGAUAGCUCGUAUGUAUAGUUUUUGCUGAAACAUGUUUUACAAUGUUUACAUCGCUAUUAAAUUACACUGUUAUCCUUAUAAAUUAUUGUGUUAAGCUAUCUCACCUUAUUGUCUUUGUUUUUACCAGUAUUAUAUAAAAUAGAAA